This is a messenger RNA of Terrapene triunguis (Three-toed box turtle), 2994 nucleotides long. RefSeq names its product tubulin tyrosine ligase like 3 (gene TTLL3). The record is from RefSeq and is a predicted model, not a curated record. Gene Ontology annotation, cellular component: cilium. The coding region runs from base 13 to 2499 and encodes 828 amino acids. Gene Ontology annotation, biological process: cilium movement; cilium assembly; protein polyglycylation. The transcript is spliced from 13 exons. Gene Ontology annotation, molecular function: protein-glycine ligase activity, initiating. Lineage: Eukaryota; Metazoa; Chordata; Testudines; Emydidae.
GGGAGCUGAGCCAUGCUGGCAGAGCCGGGCCCUGCAAGAGGCAGCGCAGAGAGCAACGGGCCCCAUGGAUUCCCAGGGCUCACAGCUCCUCCGAGCGAUGGGCGUACCCGGCGCAGCAGCGGCUGCUACCCUCUCAACCCAGAGCGCCUCAAGCAGGGCAGGCUGCACGUGGAGAGAGCCGUCAAGCAAAGGAAGAUCUUCAUGCUGCAUGGCCCGUACCCCGUGAUCCGGAGACUGCUGCGCAGCCGGGGCUGGGUGGAGAAGAAGGCCCCCAAGGCGGCACACAGAUGGGAACGAGCGCCUGAUGGCGAGGAGGAUGGGGAGGGGGAUGACAGCGACGGUGCCGAGGAGGACGAGGAGGGCGAGGAAGAGGAGGAGCAGGAUGAUGACCCUGAUGGCACCUAUGACCUCAUGUCGCGGCUGGUUCGCAACCAGAUGCCCUAUUUCAUCUGGACUAACCGGCGAGAUGCCAUCGACUGCCGCUUCCUGCGCAAGGAGCAGGUGAUGAACCACUACGCCAAGGCGGGCUCCUUCACCACCAAGGUGGGGCUGUGUCUGAACCUGCGGAACCUGCCUUGGUUCGACCAGGCCGAUGCCGACACCUUCUUCCCCCGCUGCUACCGGCUGGGUGCCGCGGAUGAGAAGCACGCCUUCAUCGAGGAUUUCUGGCUCACUGCCGCCCGGAGCAUCCUCAAAGUGGUGGUGAAAAGAUACUGGAGCGCAGCUGCCCGGGGGGCUGGGGCAGCGGCGGCUUCCAGCGCACAGGGGCCCAUGAAGGCCGGCGAGUCCGCAGAGUCCCCGAGAGAGACUGGUGGGAAGAAGGGCAGCCCCCUGCCACCGCAGCUCAUCGAGACGGCCCUGCAGGCCUGCGAGGAGCACCUGAGCAGCCUGACGCACCAGGAUAUCGACAGGGAGCCCGAGUCCCCUCUCUGCAUGACGGGGGCACGCUGGGGGGACUUCCUGCGCGCCUACUACCAGGUGAUUCACGAAGGGGCACUCCUGGACCAGCUGGGCUCCCAUGUCGAACAGUGCGAGCACGUCCUGCAGCGCCUGGCCGAGGUGCUCCCACAGCUGGAGAUGGAGGGGGACCGCAAUAUCUGGAUUGUGAAGCCAGGCGCCAAGUCGCGGGGCAGAGGAAUCAUCUGCAUGGACCGCCUGGAGGAGAUGCUGAAGCUGGUGGAUUGCGACCCCAUGAUCGUGAAGGACGGCAAGUGGGUGGUGCAGAAAUACAUCGAGAGACCCCUGCUCAUCCACAACACCAAGUUCGACCUGCGGCAGUGGUUCCUGGUGACGGACUGGAACCCGCUCACCAUCUGGUUCUACCGAGACAGCUACCUCCGCUUCUGCACACAGCCCUUCUCCCUGCACAACCUGGACACCUCCAUCCACCUGUGCAAUAACUCCAUCCAGAGGCACUACGAGAACUCGCUGAGCCGCCACCCCCAGCUGCCCCCCGACAACAUGUGGUCAUCGCAGCAGUUCCAGGCCCACCUCCAGCAGGCGGGGGCGGCAGGCGCCUGGCAGGAGGUGAUCGUCCCGGGCAUGAAGGCGGCCAUCAUCCACACCAUGCAGACCUCCCAGGACGUGGUGGAGUUCCGCAAGAGCAGCUUUGAGCUAUACGGGGCAGACUUCAUGUUCGGGGAGAAUUGCCAGCCCUGGCUGAUCGAGAUCAACGCCAGCCCCACCAUGGCGGCCUCCACGGCCGUGACCAGCCGGCUGUGCGCCAGCGUUCAGGAGGACACGCUCCGUGUGGUCAUUGACCGCAAGCAUGACCGCAGCUGCCACACGGGGGCCUUUGAGCUCAUCUACAAGCAGGCGGCUGUCGACGUGCCCCAAUACAUAGGAAUAAGCCUUUUGGUGGAAGGAUCCACUGUCAAAAAGCCACGGCCUCCAAACCACAGACUCUCCCCCAGUGCCAGCCCCAGGCCGGGCCCCAGCUGCCCGCAGCACUUCCAAGCACUCCCACAGAGCUCCCCUCGUGGGCCCAGGGCUCCACAGCUCGCCAGGGCCGCCAGGCCCCCAGCACCAGUCAGCGGCAAGGAGAACAGAGCCAGGGAGCUGGGGGCCGCCAACAGGGCCUCUGCUGCAGCUGGCACCCGGCUGAAGCUGCCCAGCAAGGUGCGAGCAGAGCCAGGCAAGAGGCUGCUGGAGCUGCACAGCACGGCCACCUCCCCGCUGGGGGACAAGCUGGUGCCGCUGGGCCAGCCCAGGCUCUGUCCCAAGUGCAGCUCCCAGGUGCCAGUCCCCAGCCCCAGGGCACCCCCACGCCUCCAGCUCAGCAAGGCCAACGGCCCCAAGGGGCAGCUGCAGAGGCCAGCCCGGCAGCCAGGCCCCCCAGAGAUGCGCAGGCUCCAAGGCCUCUGCUGCCCUGCUGGAAACCCCUGGGCUGGUUUGCACCUGCUCAGCAGCUGGCCCCACCCUGGCAGCAAGGCAGUCACCUCCAGCAGUGAACCCCUGAGUGCUCGGGGCAUGGCCCUCUGCCCUGCUCACCUGCUCUGAGGCCAGGAGCCCACCUGGCUCUGCCGGAGUCACCCUCCCGCAGGACUGGCCUCAGCUGAGGCCCCACAGCAGCAAGGGGCAGUGGGUUGCCCCAUACUGUUGGACUCUGCCUGUGAAACCAUCCUGUGGGGGGCUGGGCGCAUGUCUGAGGGCACCUGGCACUGCAGAAGGCAGAGUAGCCCCCCCCCAAGGACCCCCAGAGUGGAGAGGGGGCAGGGCAGAGAACAGUGUCAGCAGCUGGUGCUUUGGCUGUAGCCCCCGGGGCUGAGGCAGAGAAGGAGCAAGGUGGGGGGAGGAUGCCCUGAGACCAUGGCGCAAGCGGUCGGGGGGCUGGAACUAGGAGUGCAGGGGUUUGCCGUUUGGCUCAGCACCCCUGCAAGCGGCCAGCCUGGCACUGGUGGGAGGGGAACAUGGUACAGCACGGCCUGGGGCGCAGUGGAGACAGGCCAGGACCUGCACCCUAAUCCCUUCACUGCAAGCUGCCCCCUAAGGCAG